Messenger RNA from Symbiodinium necroappetens, 453 nucleotides. The record is from the annotation of a GenBank genome assembly. Lineage: Eukaryota; Dinophyceae; Suessiales; Symbiodiniaceae.
GCGCACUUCUGCCACGGAAUCCCAAAUCCGGAGACGCCGAACUUCCCGGUGCAGCAGUAUCUGGACCACAUCAAGGAAGAAAUGGAUGCCUUCGGUCCAGACGUGGUUUGUGCAGCAUCGAAAGGAGGUGUCUACCUCAUCGGCCUGUGGCAGACGGGCCUCUGGCGUGGUCCCAGUCUCUUGAUCAAUGCCCACCCGUCGUGCAAAGAGUUGCCGCAGGGACUGCCAGUCGUGCUCGCGCAGGGAGGAAAUGAUGAGGUCUACCCGACUUCGCGAGCCGAUCUCGAGCGGCUGAUCUCCACGGGUACGGACAACAAGUGCUUCCUGCCGGAGCCUCGGGCUUUGGAGCAUUGUGCGAGGUACUAUGUCGCCAACAGCGGACCUAUGGCCUCUGGACAGCGUACGCGUAUCGGUGACCGCCACAACAUGGAGCUGGCGACCGAGAAGCAAUGA